Molecule: messenger RNA, 1728 nt
Organism: Brachypodium distachyon (stiff brome)
Lineage: Eukaryota; Viridiplantae; Streptophyta; Magnoliopsida; Poales; Poaceae
Product: UPF0481 protein At3g47200
Exons: 2
Coding region: 79-1530 (483 amino acids)
Source: RefSeq, a predicted model, not a curated record
AAGACUCAAUUAGCAUGUUGUACCAGCAAUCUGCAUCUACUAGAAUUUAGAACCACAAAGCGCAAGAGAAGUUGCAGGAUGUGGGUGGUAGACAUGGAGAAGAAGAUCUCGGACGCUCAGAGGUCAUCGAAGGCGUCGAAAUGGGCGAAGCACUCCAUCUUCCUGGUGCCGCCGCGCUUCAAGCCGAUGAUGGUGGACGGCCGCCGCGAUAGCACCGUGUUCAAGCCGCAGACGGUGGCUCUGGGCCCGUUCCACCAUGACGACGAAGAGCUGAAGCCCAUGGAGGAGCACAAGCUGAGGGCCGUCGGCUACCUCCUGGGACGCGCGGGCAAGACGCUGGACGCGCUCGUCGCGGCCGUGGAGGAGCUGCGCGAGGAGCUGGAGGACGCGUACAUGGACCUCGGCGGCGAGUGGCGCGGCGAGAACAACAGGGGGAAGUUCUUGGGGAUGAUGAUCGCGGACGGCUGCUUCCUGCUGGAGGUGAUGAGGGCGGCCGAUGCCAACCCGAGGCGUUCUUCCAUCCUUAACGUGAAGUACGAGCACGGCGACCCCGUCUUCAGCUGGCACAGCAUCCAGCACAUCAAGCCGUUCGUCGAACGCGACAUGCUCAUGGUCGAGAACCAGCUGCCUCUGACGUUGCUCCAGAGGAUCGUCGCCGUGGAGGGGGAGACAUCUCCGCACCCGACUUGGAUCAAUUCCAUGGUGCUCAAGUUCCUGCUGGGGAAAGAAGCCCCGCACGUCACCGGCGGCGGCCUGGGAUACCACCCGCUGGAUAUCUACAGAAAGAGCCAGCUCAAGGCUUUCCACCAAACGCCUCUUGUUGCUGCUGCUUCAGGCGUGGUGGAGUCCCCGUCGCCUGUGGCCGCGGCUCCUCGGACGCAAAGAGGCCCAAUUACGGCGGAGGCGGACAAGAACACAAUCCAUCCUCGGCGCACCCAUUUGACGGGCCUGUUCACGAAUCCUCCCAAGGAGCGGGUCACCAUGCCCCGCUCCGCGUUGAAGCUGUCGGAACGCGGCAUCCGGUUCGUGGGCGGCAAGACGGGCUUCCUCGAUGACAUCCGCUUCUUGGGUGGCAGCAAGGGCGGCACGCUGGAGAUGCCCAGGGUGGUGCUGGACGACGACACCGCCUACAGGUUCCACAACAUGAUGGGGUUGGAAGCGAUGCACGCCGGCACCACCGGCAACGACGUGACGGCGUACGCAAUGUUGGUCAAGGACCUCAUCGACUCUGCCGACGACGUGCGCCUGCUGGCGAGGAAGGGGAUCCUCGAGAACCACCUCGCUGACAACGACGACGGCGUGAUCAGGAUCUUCAACGGCCUCACCAGGGACGUGACCAAGUACGGGAACCGCGUGUGGGACGACCUGGAAACUCAUCAUGUCAGCAAUCCGGCGCGCGUAUUGUUUUACGAGUGGUUGGCCAAGUACUCAUGGGACAUCGCGGUCGCCUCCGCCCCUUUCCUCCUCAUGGCAGAAAUGGUGCAGACCGUGUGUGCAGUCCUAUCGUAUUAUCCUAACAAGGGUAAAUGAAGGAUUAAAACAAAUUAAGGAUAAAAUGAAGAUGCAUGAUCGAGCAGGAUGUUUCUUUUUGGCAAGGAAAAUCGGAUGUACUAGCUCCUUGCCGUUGUCAAACUGUAUCUUUCGACCUCGGUCAGGGUGGUGGAACGAUAUAUAUGUAUCAUUUCUUUAUUACUCCUAUGAUUCAAACCUUUAAAACCACUUCAUGCA